AUGGCAUCCCGAUCCAUCUCCAAGCUCAUCACGCCUACAGCAGCGAGGGUACUCCGCCCAGCUUCAGCGUCCAUCAGUACCUCGUCCACCGCCGCGGCGGCCAGCUCAGUCGCGAGGCUCACAGGGAGGAAUGCGUUGAUUUCGACCCCGAUGGCGAGGGUUGGGAGGGCGGAGCCGAGGUUUUUGGUGGGUGAGGGAGGGAGGCGGGCGGCUAGUACGGAAGAGGGGGGUGGAAGUAUGACCGUUCGUGAGGCCCUCAACCUCGCCAUGGAGGAAGAAAUGAUCAGGGACGAGACUGUUUUCGUCAUUGGAGAGGAAGUCGCACGGUACAAUGGUGCUUACAAGAUCACGAAGGGCUUGCUGGAUAAAUUCGGAGAGGACCGAGUGAUCGACACACCUAUCACUGAGUCGGGUUUCGCAGGCAUGGCUGUCGGUGCGGCCCUUGCUGGUCUUCGUCCAGUGUGCGAGUUCAUGACCUGGAACUUUGCCAUGCAAGCCAUCGACCAAAUAGUCAACUCGGGCGGAAAAACCUACUACAUGUCGGGCGGAAAUGUUCCCUGCCCCGUCGUCUUUCGGGGCCCGAACGGCGCCGCCGCCGGUGUCGCCGCACAGCACUCGCAGGACUAUUGCGCGUGGUACGGCUCCAUCCCCGGUCUGAAGGUUAUCAGUCCGUGGUCGGCUGCGGACUGCAAGGGGCUGUUGAAGGCGGCGAUUCGGGAUCCUAACCCUGUCUGUUUCCUCGAAAACGAACUCCUCUACGGUGUUUCCUUCCCGAUGACCAAGGAAGAAAUGUCGGCCGACUUCCUCUUGCCGAUCGGGAAAGCAAAGGUCGAAAAGGAAGGGACGGACGUGACGGUCGUGGCGCACAGUAAGAUGGUGACGCACAGUUUGGAGGCGGCCGAGAUUUUGGAGAAGGAGCAGGGGAUCAAGGUGGAGGUUAUCAACUUGCGCUCUAUCCGACCCCUCGACAUCGACACCAUCAUCAGGUCCGUCAAGAAGACUGGCCACCUCGUGACCGUCGAGGGUGGAUUCCCAGCAUUCGGUGUCGGAUCGGAAAUCAUUGCCCAGAUUUGCGAAUCCCCCGCGUUUGAUUUCCUCGAUGCCCCGCCAGAGAGGAUCACGGGUGCGGAUGUGCCUACGCCUUACGCAGAGUCACUCGAGACGAUGGCGUUCCCUGAUACUUCCAUCAUCACCAAAGUCCUCAAGCGACACUUGUACCGUCAAUAG
This is a messenger RNA of Dioszegia hungarica, 1227 nucleotides long. RefSeq names its product thiamine diphosphate-binding protein. The record is from RefSeq and is a predicted model, not a curated record. The transcript has 10 exons. Gene Ontology annotation, biological process: pyruvate decarboxylation to acetyl-CoA. Lineage: Eukaryota; Fungi; Basidiomycota; Tremellomycetes; Tremellales; Bulleribasidiaceae. Bases 1 to 1227 code for a protein of 408 amino acids. Gene Ontology annotation, molecular function: pyruvate dehydrogenase (acetyl-transferring) activity.